UUCUGUGAUUUUUGACGUCUUAUGCCAGACGGUGGUCAAUUAUUUUAUCAUUAUUUGUUCAAAAUUUUUAUUAAAAUAAGCGAACAAAAUGGUUUGCAAACUGUGUGGCCCUAAAUUGUCGCUAUGCGGCUUGGUUUUAAGUGUUUGGGGUGUAAUACAACUCACUCUAAUGGGCGUAUUCUAUCAUAUCAGAGCAGUUGCUCUUCUAGAAGAUCUUCCACUUGAGGAAGGACAUCACGACAUUGAUCAUUUUGUAGCUAAUGUUGAAUAUGGAUAUACUAUGAAUGCUCAAAACUGCUGGAUUGCUGCUUUACUGUACUUAGUCACGCUUGUUGUUUCUGGCCACCAAUUCUGGAUGAAUAACCGCUCUUCAGUGAGCAUGUAAUGUACACCAUGGAUGGUACACCAGUUAAAUAGUUUUCAUUCCAAUAUAUAUCCAUAUUUAUGUCAGUGGGACUCAAAUAUAACCCUCUGGCUGAACUUACUUAGCACAUUCCCUGUGGUAAAUUAAAAUCUUCUAGAAAAAUUAUUUUUCUUGCUAAUUAGGAAUGUAAAACUGUAUAUAGCACCUAUAGUAUAAAAAGUAGGUCAUUCAAAUUAUACCAAUAUUCUCAGGGAAUGUGAUAAUAGCAGUUGUUUAACUAACAUAGUAUUAUUGGAGUUAAUUUGGUGCAAUGUACAUUUGUGUAUUUAAAUUUAUUUAUUAAACAUGGUCACACUUUAAAUGUGAAAAUAAUUAAUGAUUGUUAGAGAAAAAAUGGAAUAUGCACAUACUUGUAAUUUUUCAUAAGUUAAAGUAUUAGUUUUUUGAAAUAGUGUCUAUGAAUUACUGUACAUAAAAUAUCUAUUUAAUUGUAGGUAAAAUUUAAAUCACGCUUUCUUGAAAUAAAGGAUUUAAUGUUGUAA
Pieris rapae (cabbage white) is the source of this 906-nucleotide messenger RNA. Its product is annotated as ribonuclease kappa. The transcript has 3 exons. Gene Ontology annotation, molecular function: RNA endonuclease activity. The record is from RefSeq and is a predicted model, not a curated record. NCBI's taxonomy places the organism in Eukaryota, Metazoa, Arthropoda, Insecta, Lepidoptera, Pieridae. Bases 89 to 385 code for a protein of 98 amino acids.